This is a messenger RNA of Spizellomyces punctatus DAOM BR117, 1007 nucleotides long. RefSeq lists its product as uncharacterized. The transcript has a single exon. Lineage: Eukaryota; Fungi; Chytridiomycota; Chytridiomycetes; Spizellomycetales; Spizellomycetaceae. The coding region runs from base 8 to 817 and encodes 269 amino acids. The record is from RefSeq and is a predicted model, not a curated record.
CAUCAAUAUGCCAACGAACCUCGACAUUCCACCCGCCCGCUACGGCCACGAACUCUACACCCUCACUCCACACACCCCCGACACAAUCCAAUCCCAAUGCAAAAAAAUAACCACCCACAUUCAAUCCACGGCCAUUCCAACGGGUAUACUCGUCGGACGAGGUGUUAAUGAGCAUUUACGUUGGUACACGCCUCAUACACCAUCAACGGUAGUGGAGUUUGGGGUUUUGUAUAUCCCGUGUGAUGUCUUUGGUGGUGCAUUCUCCUCCCCUCCAUCACAACAAUCAACAUUACACAAUGAUAUUCCACUGCACAUUUGGGGAUCCAUAACCCAUCCAACACUCUUAACACACCUCCCCACCACAUCCUUCCAUUCCCUCCUAUUCGACUACUCCACAUGGCGAUACAUGACACUCUCACCAACCGUGCUAAAACACUGGCACACCAUUCUGGUUGAAGAAGGGUGGAUUGGGUUUGAUGCCUAUGUCGCCAGUGUGCGUGCGGGGAAUGAGGUUGGAUACGAGUGGGAGAAUCCGACGCAUUUGGUUUUACCUUGUGAGGAUGUCAAGGUGUUUAUCAAAAAGAGGGGCUUGUUGGUGAAUCAGAGGCAGAUUGUGUCGGCGCCACUAAAAGGACAUGAACAGAUGGAUCGUCAUCCAUACUUGGACACGUUAAAGGAAUUGUAUGAACGGGUGUUUGUUGGGAGUGGGUUAUUUGACAAGGUUGUGUUGAGACGGGAUGCCUACCCUGUUCAGACGAGAGGUCAUAUUGGGGUGUGGUUCCAGGUUUUCAAGAAGAAAAGUGGGUUGCAAACAUGAAAGAGCAUCUCCCGUCCCUCACAAACAGCAGAAUUACAGAAUUUAUACAUUAAAAAAAACAGACACACAGAGAAGAGAGAAAAUUACAUAAAACAAAAAGCCCAUAGUGAAAACCCCCAAAAAGCCGGACAAAACAUUGGGAACCUUGAUAAUCCGUAAAUCCCCUUCCAAAACAACAACAACAAGAAAC